Molecule: messenger RNA, 2636 nt
Organism: Scaptodrosophila lebanonensis
Lineage: Eukaryota; Metazoa; Arthropoda; Insecta; Diptera; Drosophilidae
Gene: SLC5A11
Product: sodium-coupled monocarboxylate transporter 2
Exons: 11
Coding region: 356-2152 (598 amino acids)
Biological process (GO): transmembrane transport; sodium ion transport
Cellular component (GO): membrane
Molecular function (GO): symporter activity
Source: RefSeq, a predicted model, not a curated record
GUGGUGUGGGGCUUUCAAACUUUGGCUCCCAAGAAUCAACACAUUACGAUUACGCCGUACAGAAUUCACGCCAACGCGAACUUUCUUUUUGGGUUUUGUUUCGUUUUGAGUUAUUGCAAUGGAAAUUUUUCGAGUUUUCCGCUAAUAAAAUUAGCUCCAAAAACGUUUACUUAAAGGCGUUCACAUUACAAAACGCACACAGACCUUUCGUUCUGCUCUUAUGAGCAUUAUCUAUUGUGCAUUGUUCUUUCUAUUCCUUCUUUGAUUGAGUUUUGUAAAAAAAAAGACACUUGUUUAGCAUUGGAAUUAUUUAAUUUUCAUUCUGGUUUCAAAUUCAACAGCGUGGGCAGAGACAAUGAAUGCGCUCAAAGCGAAUAAUACGGAUAGCUUCAGAUUUGGAACCGUAGAUUAUGUAGUGUUCUUAGGAAUGAUAGUACUAUCUACAGGCACAGGAAUAUAUUUUGGCUGCAUUAAAAAAGAUAAGAAGAAGCAUGAUGAUCAGGAGCAAGGUCCAUCCAUCUCUGCAGGGCGCAAGCAAGAUUUUGGCUCAGAAAAGAUGAGUGAAUAUCUGCUUGGAUCACGCAAUCUGAAAGUUUUUCCCGUCGCUAUGAGCCUAAUAGCAAGCUAUAUUUCAGGCGUUACCAUUUUGGGGACUACAUCAGAGAUAUACAAUUAUGGAACACAAUAUUGGUUUAUUGCAAUUUCCAUCAUUCUUCAUGGCAUUGCUAUCUCCUAUAUUUAUCUUCCAGUUUUUUCAAAGUUACAAGUCGGAUCUUCUUACGAGUAUCUGGAAAUGCGAUUCCACUCAACAAUAAGAAGUAUUGCAUCUUUCAUGUUUAUACUUGAUGAAAUUCUUUUCUUGCCGUUUAUCGUCUAUGUGCCAGCUUUAGCUCUGAACCAAGUCUCUGGAAUCAACUUGCAUAUCAUAUCAGGCGUUAUUGUUAUAGUAUGUGUGUUCUACACAUUUGUGGGCGGUAUCAAGGCUGUGGUGCAUACGGAUGCCUGGCAAGUUUUAGUCAUGUUCAUAUCGGUAAUAGCAGUUGCUUCAAUAGGCACCUAUUAUGCAGAUGGAUUUGGCAGCGUGUUUGAUGAUGCCGCAAAAGGUGGUCGAUUAAUUUUUUCAAAUACGGAUCCUUCGCCCUAUGUGCGUCAUACUGUUUUCAGUGUACUUAUUGGCGGCUUCUCCUACUGGACCUCAUUUAAUUCUGUCAAUCAGACCAUGGUUCAACGGUAUAUGUCACUGCCAUCUCUGAGAAAAGCACGCAUUUCUCUAUAUAUAUUCACAAUCGGUGUUGCCGCAUUUAUAUCUGUGUGCUGUUAUGUAGGUUUACUAAUCUUUGAGAUGUACCAAGAUUGUGAUCCAAUGAGUUCGGGAAUGACAACGCACAACGAUCAACUGUUGCCUCUUUAUGUUGUGCAACGCGUCGGCCAUAUUUAUGGGAUGUCAGGCCUGUUUAUAGCUGGAAUUUUUGGUGCUGCACUCAGUUCCCUCUCAGUUGUCUUAAACUCGACGUCGCUCGUAAUUCUUGAGGACGUAGUGCGUGGAUGCUUCAAAAUGAAUCCUAGUGUUCGUGCAUCAACCAUACUAGUUAAGUCAACCGUUAUAUUCCUAGGGCUUGUGUCUAUGGCCUUGGUGACGUUCUUGGACAAACUCGGCAGCAUUUUGGGCGCAGCUACAGCACUAACAGGAAUCGCGGCUGGCACGACAUUUGGGCUGUUUACACUUGGUAUGUUAGUACCGUGGGCAAACAACGUCGGUACUGCAGUUGGUGGAGUCGUGAGUGCUUUAACUGCCAGUUGGAUUUCAUUCGGCUCACAGUUCGCCAUGGCAGCGGGGGAACUCAACUCGCAACGUCUAGAUGUGUUUGUAGAUGGUUGCACGGGCAAUGUAACGUUGCAUGAAAACGUUUGGGUGAACGAAGAUGAUGUGUUCCCCCUUUACCGCUUGUCGUAUCAUUGGAUAAAUCCAAUAGGAGUGACAACGGCAAUCGUAGUGGGUGCUUUAGUUUCCCUUGUGACGAAGCCGACCGACUUAAAGACUGUCGAUCCGGAUUUAAUUUCACCAGUGAUCCACAGGUUUCUGCCCAAAGAAUGUUUUGAAGGUCGAAAUCAUCGUGCACAGACGCAGAACAAACUUUUGACCAGCACAUAACAUCAAUGAAACAACUUGUUAAGCACAUAUGUACAAUACAUGUAGUAAAAUAAGUACUUUUGGUCAUGUUUCUCAACUAGUCGUGCUAAAUUUGCACGAUUGGCGCCCAGUUCCCAUACAUAUGAACAUAUGAAUGCACUUUAUGCAAGCGCACAUUCCCAGUGCUUUUUGUGUGUAGAUAUAGUAUUUAGUCAUUUCAUGAAAUGUAUUCCCUACAUAAUUUGCUUCAAUUACCCUAACUAGACUUAGUGAAAUAUUGCUACUAUAGGUAUUAGAAUCAAAAUUCGGGAUUAUGUUUACAGGAAUUUAUGAAUCUUAUAUAUAGUAAACUACGUCUACAUUUCGAUUUGACAAUCGAUUUUAAACUGUUUAAUUUAAUAUAGACUGCAGACUGAGACGCACGUCUUAUAUGGAAUACUAUAUAUUCAGUGUGACUUGAAAGGCAAUGUCUGUGAUAAAUUCAAUAAACCUAUCGACUUAUGUA